Molecule: messenger RNA, 2519 nt
Organism: Astyanax mexicanus (Mexican tetra)
Lineage: Eukaryota; Metazoa; Chordata; Actinopteri; Characiformes; Acestrorhamphidae
Product: zinc finger protein 239-like
Exons: 2
Coding region: 423-1469 (348 amino acids)
Source: RefSeq, a predicted model, not a curated record
UAUGAAAGCAGGUAUUUGUAAUGUGUGACAGCAUCCUGUAUCAUUACUACAUCUCUGCUGUUUGUAACAAAACGUGAAAAUCAGGUAAAAACUGGAAGAGUUAUGAUUAAUUAUAGUUACAUUAAACACCUUCCUCAGUACUGAUUAAUGCACUGGGGGCGCGUGGGAGACCCAUCCAAUAUGGCGGCUGGUGCAGUGUGUUAUCUGGGUGUAUUCAGGAUAAAGUCCAGAAGGUGGCAGAAACGCAUCUCGUGAUUUUCCUGCUCACAGACUGAAGUACAGAGAAGAAUAACGGAGAGAGAAGAGCUGCAAUCAACAGAUUCACCAUUAUUAUCUAAACAGGAUCUGAUCUGCUGCAGAAAGAAAUGUCCUCCUGUUGCAAGUCCAAAAAUUCAGAUUUACUUCUAUGAUCUCAAAAACAAAUGGAAACAAGUGGAAAUAUGAAUAUGAAGAGUAUGGAGUCCAUCAGCCCCAGCGCUCGAACCGAUUCAUCUCACAGACAAACGCAAAACGAAUGCAAAAAAGAGAGAAUUCACAAAUGCUCAGACUGCGAAAAGAGCUUUACUGCACAGAGUCAUCUCCAAAGACACCAGAUCGUUCACACUGGACUGAAACCCUUUCAGUGUAUAGAAUGUGGAAAGAGUUUUACUGCACUCAGCAAUCUCCAACGACACCGGCGCAUUCACACCGGAGAGAAACCGUAUUAUUGCUCAGAGUGCGGGAUGACUUUUAGAGAGAAUAGCAUCCUCCAAACACACCAGCUCAUUCACACUGGAGAAAAACAGUUUCACUGCUCAGUGUGUGGAAACAGUUUUAGAGACAGGACUGCCCUCAAAGUUCAUCAGCGAAUUCACACUGGGGAGAAACCGCAUGAAUGCUCAGAGUGCGGACAGAGAUUUACCAGACAGAACGAUCUCCGAAAUCACCAGCGAAUUCACACCGGAGAGAAACCGUAUCACUGCUCCGCAUGUGAACAAAGUUUUAUCAGGUUAAACGAUCUAAGAGUGCACAUGAGCGUUCACACUGGAAUAAAACCGUAUCAUUGCUCAGAGUGUGGGAAAGGGUUUAAUCAACUGGGUCAUUUCCAAACACACCAGCGCGUUCACACCGGAGAGAAACCGCAUCAGUGCUCAUACUGCGGGAAGCUUUUUAGCCAACGCAGUUAUCUCACAAUACACCAGCGCAUUCACACUGGAGAGAAACCGCAUCAGUGCUCAGAUUGUGGAAAGAGUUUUACCCAACAGAGAAAUCUAAAGGUACACCGGCUAAUUCACACUGGAGAGAAACCGUAUUAUUGCUCAGAGUGUGGACAGAGUUUUAAUAUACAGAGUAAUCUACAACGGCAUCAGCGCAUUCACACUGGAGAGAAACCGUAUCGGUGUUUAGAGUGUGGGAGGAGUUUUACGCAACAGAGUCAUCUUCAGAGACACCAGAUCGUUCACACUGGAGAGAAACCGAAUUCACAAUGACAUCAGUGCCUUUAUACAGGAGAGAAUGCAUGAUAUCACUAUUCAGAACUUUAACCCUUUCAGACCCUGCAUCCAUUACAAUAUGCAUCAUGUAUUUUAUUUAUUUUUAAGGGCCAUUUAUUUUUAAGUUACAUGUAUAAAUGUGUGCACAAAAUUAAUUAUAGUGUCUUGUACAUUGACCUAAUUGCAAAAGUAUGAUAUGUAAAUAAAAACAUCAAUAAAAACUACUUAGAACACUGGAAAAAUAGCAUUUGUUUCCUGUUCCCACUCUCCAUUUACCAUGAAAUAUAAUUAUUAAAAUCCUUUAGCGAUGUAUUUUGUUUUGCAUGAUUGUGUGACUCAAUCCUAUCUGUGCUUUAUAAUAUAUAUUUUUAUAUAUAUAUUAUAUUUUAUAUUAUAUUUUUUUAAGUCCAUAAUAUUUAAGUUAAAAAUACUUAAAUGUGUUUCACUCAGUCCUGUUACUGUAUAUCUAGAACAUUCUACAACAGGAAGUGACAUCAGCUGGUUGUUCUGAAGAUCAUGGGAAGACCAUAAUUAAGUUCCCUCAUUAGUUUUUUUCUGUAUAUUUGAUUUUAUUGUAACGAUGACUGAGGAGCUCAAUGUCAACACUCAGUCCUGUUACCUAAAUCAAUUCUUAGAUCUUUUUUGUUUAUUUGUAAAAUACAAAUUUUGGGAAAUCGUUAGAAUGUACUCAGUGUUCAUUUAGCUAUUUUUCAUGUUUUGCUAAAACUCAUUUCACUUUCAGUCCUGUUACUCAAAACAUAAAAAGCAACAGGAGUGAGUGCCAGUAACAGGAGUGAUUCUUUUUUGUCAUGAAUAUCAAUUAUUUGAACAUGCAGUCAAACAUUUCUGUUUGGGAGCUGUUUCCCAUCAGAAUAGACUAUGAACCAGCCAAUGAACAAGUUUAUACAUCAAAGAAAAAAUAAUUUGGCCCCGCCCACUGCAAAAACACUGGAGAAACAGUAGUACUAAAGCCAUUGAUUUGUUGGUUAUGGUUACUGAAAUAAAAAGCUCAAUAUAAAAACUAAACUAUAGGCUUCCAAUGCAAUG